Molecule: messenger RNA, 890 nt
Organism: Uranotaenia lowii
Lineage: Eukaryota; Metazoa; Arthropoda; Insecta; Diptera; Culicidae
Product: NPC intracellular cholesterol transporter 2-like
Exons: 4
Coding region: 189-719 (176 amino acids)
Biological process (GO): sterol transport
Molecular function (GO): sterol binding
Source: RefSeq, a predicted model, not a curated record
CCUCAAGUCGUUCACAUCGCAGUUGCAAGUCCUACAGCAACUAAACUUUCUGCAAAACACACGAGUGAUUUAUUGCCCCGGGGCGCGCACAUAUCUAACCGGGACUGUUAUCGUAUUAUUCAGGCUAAGCUCCGCGUCUUGUUGAUUGUUGGUGGUCGAUUUUUGAAUAACCGCAAGGCAGUUAAGGGAUGAAGUGGAUUGUUGUUGGGAUUACCGUCCUAGCCGUAUCGUUGAUUCCGGGAAUUUCCAACUUUCCGCAGCCAACGAAGAAGCCAAGCUUGGGGGGUGGCUGGUGGAGACCGCGAUGGCCUGCCUUGGGCGACGCUGCCCGUUCCCUCGUGUUUGAAGAUUGUGGUGCCUAUUUUGAUGUUCAAUCUAUUCGGAUUUCCAGCUGCUCUACUACCCCUUGCACCCUCUUCCGAGGGAUGACUUCAACUGUGACGGUUGAAUUCCGUACCAAUGGAAGUCCACCGGCAACGGCGCUCCGACACGAGGCCUAUUUCAUACUGAACGCUAUCCGAACUCGAGCUACCAUAACACCAAACGUGUGCGAUGGAACACAGUGUCCGCUACAAUCGGAUCAGGGUCUGCUUUUUGAGGCGGUCAUCCAGGUUAGCCAUCUACUUCCGGCGCUUCGCGGAAACCUUCGCUGGGAGCUGAAGGACGAAUGGAACGAGGUGCUGCUCUGCUAUCAGGUUCCGAUUCUGAUUACCAGUUGAAAGAGAAAAUUGCGCGCGUUGCCGCGCUAUAAAGCCUACCAAUCUUGCCAUAAAACGACGGUGGCGGACUCUGCUCGUCGGACGGGCAACUAGUUUCGUUCGAAUCGAGUGGUAGGUGGCGGGGCAAUGAGCACUUGGAUGUGGAAACUGAAUUUUGUAAACAACGGAUUC